Messenger RNA from Musca domestica (house fly), 3786 nucleotides. RefSeq names its product putative sodium-dependent multivitamin transporter. NCBI's taxonomy places the organism in Eukaryota, Metazoa, Arthropoda, Insecta, Diptera, Muscidae. The coding region runs from base 1679 to 3700 and encodes 673 amino acids. Gene Ontology annotation, molecular function: symporter activity. Gene Ontology annotation, cellular component: membrane. The record is from RefSeq and is a predicted model, not a curated record. Gene Ontology annotation, biological process: sodium ion transport; transmembrane transport. The transcript has 2 exons.
UUUGCUACCAGAUAUCUUAUAGAGCUCAAAAAUACCUCUGCCAAAUUUUAUCGAGAACGCCUUAGAUUUUGGGUAUAGCUCCCAUAUUUCUGCAAAAAGUUAUCUCUUGGUUUUUUAUAUAGCCAUUUAUUUACCUACCCAUUUAAUUUGUUGCAUUUUAUUGCCAUUUGUUUGCCUACAUCAUCAUCAUCAUCAUUAUCAUCGACAUGGAGGAUAUAUAUAUUCUAAAUUUUACAACGAGAUAUCAAAUCCAUAUAUAAACAAAGCGAUUUUCUGCUCUACACACAACAAAACACCUUCAGUGUAAACAAAUAGCUAUAUUUAUGGCAACACUAAACAGAUGUAAAUAUAAUUAAGAAAAAAAAUGUGCAACAAAACGUUUAAAAAAUUUAUGAAAACCGGCAGAGAGAAGAGGGUUAGAGAUAAGAAAAUGACUAGGCUAUUUGUGAGGGAAUGAUGGUAACGAUAGGGGCAAUGAAGGUUGAAAAUAAAGCGGGAAAAGAUAUGGAAUAUUUUGAAAAACAACAUUUUGGAAAUAAAGAAAAAUAACUAUUGAGUCUCCUUAGAAGUCCCCAUUUAAUUUCCGAUUUCUUACGACCGUCUUGUAUCUUUUUUUAAUUAAUUUUUAUAGCACCUCUUUUAUAGCUCUACUUUCAUUUCGCUAUAAGCCCCCCUGUUGUUGUGGGCACAUGUGUUUGCCAAUAUUUGCGUUAAUUUUCCACAGGCGUUAAAAACAAUUGGUAAUUCUAUUCUGGUAUUUGUACUUGUUUUUGCUGCUGCUGCUUCUGCCGCGAUAUUUGUACUCAAGUUCAGUUAAUGUUAAUCUCUUUACGCCAUUGAAAAUUUUGUUAUUAUCUCAAUAUCAACAAUGUUGUUAAUUAUUAUCAUAAUACCGAAAAACACAACGAUUUCGAUUCAAUGCAUUUGUUUGGUGUAGCUGAACGGAAUAGGAAGUCUAAAAUCGCAUUGUCUAGAGGUACAGCACGACCCAUUGAAAACGUGGAACCACUUGCCAGUCAGUGGUCGCAAAAAAAUACCCAAGAAAACAACUUGUAAAUCUUGUUAUCGUUUCAAAAAACUGCUAUUGUUCAUCAAUUCAUCUAAUCUACCAUCCGCUGGUUGGUUGUUUGCUUGAAGUUACCGGGUUGAGAGUGAGUGAGAGCGCGUCGAAAUUGGUCUCAUAAAAUUUAAUUAUAGUACCGUACCCUGCCCUAAAUAUUUCCCUCCCGACACAAAAACUAUUGUAUAAUCGCAUCAACCAACCAAGUGUUUUUUAAAUGGUUCAAUUUGUUGCCGAGAAUUAUUUGCCUGGGAUUGGUGUCUGAUUACCUACCUACCUGUCUGGAUAGAUGUCUGGCUGAGUGACUGCUGAUUUUUAUUUUCCCUUGCACCCGUCUGUCGAUGGUAAAGAUAACUAAAUAUCGCUUUAAGAGCUUUAUUUUGCCAAAAAAUAAGACGAGACGAAACGAAACGUUUUAGCCAAUAUCAGCCAACAUCCGAGCGCCGCGUAUCAUUCAUUUCAAAAACGUGUUGCAAACAAGAAUCAGCAAUGACCCACUGAGCAAACUCAACAGCUGGAAAGAAUUUGAGAAACCUCGGGAGCAAAAAAACAUUAAAGGAUCCUGAAGUAAAUUUCCACACCCACUCGAAGAAAAUCUACUCAGAAAAACACCUGAAAAUGGCUCAAUUUGGACCAUGGGAUUACACCAUAUUGGCCAUUGUGCUGCUUGUGUCGGCUGCCAUUGGUGUCUAUUAUCGCUUUACCGGUGGCAAACAGAAGACGACCAGAGAAUAUCUGCUGGCUGAUCGUUCCAUGUCUGUGGUGCCGGUGGCCUUUAGUUUAAUGGCCAGUUUUAUGUCGGCUGUCACUCUGCUAGGUGUCUCGGCGGAAAACUAUCAAUAUGGCACCCAAUUUGUAAUCAUUAAUUUAUCCUACGUUGUUGGAACACCUGUUGCAGUCUAUUUAAUACUGCCCGUAUUCUAUCGCCUGAAAACGGCCAGUGUUUAUGAAUAUUUGGAAUUGCGUUUUGGUUAUGCUGCCCGCCUGUGUGCCUCAUUGGCGUUUUCUUUGCAAAUGAUCCUCUACAUGGGCAUUGUGCUCUAUGCCCCAGCCCUGGCCUUGGAAGCUGUGACGGGGCUGAAUUUGGUAUUCUCCAUUAUCAUUGUGGGUGUGGUGUGUACCUUCUAUGCCACGGUGGGCGGCAUGAAAGCUGUCCUGGUUACGGAUAUUUUCCAAUCUCUACUUAUGUUUGCCUCCAUAUUUGCCAUUAUCAUUUCGGCUGCCAUCAAAGCUGACGGUCUGGAAGAAAUUUGGAACACCGCCAAGGAGGGUGGCCGCCUGGAGUUCUUUAAUUUCAGUGUCGAUCCCACAACGAGACAUACCUUUAUUACCCAAAUGAUUGGUGGCCUGGCCACAUAUCUGGCCAUUUAUGGUGUCAAUCAAACCCAGGUGCAACGUUUACUUUCCGUACGCACCCUCAAGGAGUCAGGGCGAGCCCUGUGGUGGAGUUUGCCCAUUUUGAUAUUGCUCAGUGUGACCACCUGCUUUUCGGGGCUGUGCAUGUAUUAUUACUACAAAACCUGUGACCCCUUGCUGGAGGGUAGAAUCACCUCCCGUGAUCAAUUGAUGCCCUUAUUUGUGGUGGAUACCAUGGGCCAUAUACCAGGCAUAUCGGGGCUAUUUGUAUCCGGCAUGUUCUCCGCCAGUUUGUCGACAAUUUCCUCGGCCAUAUCAUCAUUGGCCGCUGUGACCCUGGAAGAUUACAUCAAACCCUUGGUUAGCUAUCGCAAAAAGGAAGAGCUCUCCGAUGCCAAGACCACUUUCUAUUCCAAAUUGUUAUCGAUUAUUUAUGGUGGAGUUUGUUUGGGCUUGGCCUUUUUGGCAGGAUCCAUGGGUGGCCUGUUACAGGCUGCUUUGUCGAUUUUUGGUAUCAUUGGAGGACCCUUGCUGGGGCUCUUUACCUUGGGCAUGUAUUUCCAAAAGGCCAAUCAGAAGGGAGCAUUGACCGGCUUGGCCCUGAGUUUGGCAUUUUCAUUUUGGAUUGGUUUUGGCCAGCCCCGGCCACCCAUACCCAGUUUGCCGCUGGAAACUGAUGGGUGUCCGGCCACACCCACCACCACAAGUCACAUAAAAGAGAUUUUUAAUCCAGCCUUCGAAAUGCGUAAGGAAGAUUCCGAUUAUUUCUAUUUAUAUCGUGUGUCCUAUAUGUGGUAUGCCGUCUGCGGUUUCCUAAUAUCCGUGGUAAUUGGCUGGCUAAGUUCUUGGGUGUAUGAAAAACUCCAUUGGGCUAGUAAUGACAAAAUCUACACCGAUCAAAGUAGGACCGUGAUAAAAUAUGAUCUCUUUGUGCCACCCAUUGCCAAGAGAAUAAGGCAGAGGCAAAUGCCUUUGGUUGUGGUCACAGCCAGUUCGGAGAUUGGUGGCAACUCAUCGAGGACACCGAGUUUUGUGGAAGAGGAAAACGGUGGGAAUUUAAACAAAGCUUAUAGCCACUCAACGGAGCUGAAUGCAAUUGAGGGGAAUGAAAGUGGUGGAGAUGAGUCCAAAACGGAGCAAGUAUCUGCCAGUCGAAAAAGUUCCACCAGCAGUGGCAAAGGCAGCAUGGAGGCCAUACCCGAGGAACAGGAACAGCAACCACAGCAAAUGAAUGGUUCCAUUAAAAGUGGGGCAUAUGAAAAUCAAGAAAAAAGUAUUAAAUGAAUGAAUGCAUUUUUUAAUUUUUAAGUUUUGAAAAAAUAAAUUAUUUUUAUUUAAAAAAAAAAUUAAACAAUUUUAGAUGAAAUAUU